Molecule: messenger RNA, 2175 nt
Organism: Candidula unifasciata
Lineage: Eukaryota; Metazoa; Mollusca; Gastropoda; Stylommatophora; Geomitridae
Source: the annotation of a GenBank genome assembly
AUGCAUUGUCAGAAGCAGCUACAGAUCCUGAAAAUGGUUUUGUUUGCAGUCUUCAUGCACAGUUUAGAUUUGACCAAUGGCGCUGUAAUGAUCACACGACCAGGUGGUUCCAAUGAAGACUGUGAACGACUUUGUCGGGAGGAAGCAGAGAUUGAAUGCAGAUUUUACCAGUACAAUAGUGCUAAGUCUUUGUGCACUUUGACAUCGGAACUGGAUCCGACUAUACCCGACCUAAAAAAGCUCGGGGAAACUGAGACGAAAACUGCAGAAUCGUGGGUGUCUCAGCUUCAGGCUCGGAUACUGGUGCUAGAGCAGAAGGUGGUCGAUGUAAAGAAUCUGCACAGAGAAAUCGCCGAGCUCAGGGGAGAAAUUGAAGCCAUGAAAAAUGCCAGGGCAUUAACCCAUCAUUUGUUACGGACCAAUAAGGAGCAAAGUGACCGGAACAUCGCAGCUGUCGACGACAAAGUGGAGAUGGCCCGAGGAGAUAUGAAGAGAAUGGAAGAUACGAUAUUGAGCCUUGGCGACAUGCAGAAAACUGUCAGCAACCGAAUCCGGCAGCUAAAUGAAGACUCAAAGGCAACAAGUUUAACGGUCACUAUGCUCUCCCAGAUGUCCAAAGAUACACACAGCAACUUGCGAGAAACCGGAGCUAGCAUCUCGGAAAUCAAGACAAGUAUCUCGGACCUGAAGAAAUCUAUCACCGACCUCCAAGUUCGUUUUGCUGGUCUCUCCACCGACGUGAUGGAAAAAGUAGCCACCGUGGACGCAAUGGUGGGACCAGAGUUGAAAGAACUGAAAUACUCUCAAACGACGUUGGCCCAAGCACUGGCUCUCUUGACCAAGAAAAUAAUGGUUAUAUCCCCACGUAUCCCAGAAAUCCAGAAAGGACUGUCGGCCAAAGAAGCGAAAUUUUCCGUGGUGGAUAUGAAUCUGCAAAAUCUGGGCAGGCAGAUUUCAUUUUUGACAGAAAGGAUGUCUUUCUCCGAGGGUCAGCUGAAGAAACUUGUUGAUCCGUCGUCCAGGUUCAAUAUCCAGCGACGACGAACUCUGUCACAAAUCCAGUCUCAGGUAGAUUCCCUGACCAACACUCAAACCAGGCUGCAGAACGAUUUACUAGCUGAUAACUCAGAUCGCAGUCGAAUAUACAAAGAGUUGACAUUCCUCAAACUGAAAAAGAAGGCCAUCAUUCAGGAGAUGAUGAUGAUGCAUGAAGAGAUGCGGGCCUUCAAAAGAACUCUGGAGACCAUCAUAUCAAAACAGCCAAAAGACCAACUGGUGUCCAACAUAUUAAAGCGGCAACUAGCGACUUUGAAAAGCCUAAAAAGAAUGCGGUACACACAGUUUGAGAUUCAAACCGACCUGACGAAAUAUAAGACCCAAGUGAAUAUUGCCCAGCAUGAGAUGUUCAGGCAAGUUGAAGACCAGAGGUCGGCCAACCAAGCCCUCCGGAUACUACAGGCCCAGAUUCUUACCGUCUUUCGGAAACUAAGUUUUAGAGUGGAACAUGACAACACUAGAGAUUUCGUGAAGAAGCUGAUCCAAGAACACAACAAGGCGGCCCAUAAGAUAAAUGCCCUGCAACACGAGCACAACAACGUAGUGCAGACGUUGCUGCAGUUCAAGUUUGUCCUGCUCAGCUCAAAGAAGUCGCUGCAGAAGCAGAAGCAGCAACAAGACAACUCCAAGGUCAGGGUAGCGGGUUUGGAGAAACGGACAGUCCAGUUGUAUAAAAUGUUGGUGUUGGAGAAGACAAGGAGGAAUUUGUUCAGAAAAACAGCAGCAGACCAAUUACAGAAACUAACAAAAUCUCAGUCGGAGACGUUGCGGUUCCUGACCCUGUACAGAAAUGAAGUGAGGAAAACACAAGCCGAGAUGUAUGAAGAAAAGAAACAACGACUCAGCGAAGGGUGGAAAUUGGCCGAGUUACACCAACAGCUGAAGAAGCUCAACCAGUCUUUGGCUCCACUGGUCAAACGUGGGGGAACAUUGAAUUCAUUUACGGGAAUGAUACGUCAGUCGGUAGAGAAAGAACUAGAUCGCCGAGCUAAAAUGGAGGAUAUUAAGGAGAAGCACGCGGCUUUGAUGAACGCCGCCCACGCCGCUGUUGUGGAAGAACUCAACAGGCAAGCUAAACUAAGGGACAUGAGGGACAGACAAAUGAUGCACACUGACUGA